AUGGCGAUUAACUUGGGUGUUAAAGCUCUUCUCGGCUGGUGCAGCCAAAGGCACUUCAUUAUCUUGGGACAAAUACGAGAUGGCAUCAACCUUACUGUAGAAAUUGCAAAGGUGCUUCUGUUGCUUGUGUACCAUGACAUGAUGAACGACCGCUGCACUCUUAACAUGUUGGAAUGUGAUGGCGAGCGCGAGAUAGCAAUUCUAACUGGUUCCUUUGUGAUGGAGAGUGAGGGCUGUGUUUAUCUGAGCAAUGGACUUGAAGCCCAUUUGGCAAGGAGAAAUUUGCCUGUUUCCCGUGAAAUAUUUGCACGAUCAGCAACCACCUCUACCUCCAGUGUGCCGACAAUCUCCUCGCUCUCAGAUGAAGACUCGCCCGUCUUCCACCGGACACAGAAAAUCACAUUUGUGGACAUGCAAACUGUGGCUUCUUCCUCAGUCAGUAAAUCUCCUUUGCAGGAUAUUAUGAACACCCCUAAAUUUCAGUUGAGAAAGAUGCAACGACAGAUGGUCAAAGAGAGAGACUACAGAGAUGGGUUGGAGAGAGAGCUGAUCAGCAAGACUGCGCUCCUUGCACAGAAUGAGUGUCACAUUAACCAGUUGCAGUACCGCUUGGAUAAGCUGAAAGAAGAUCAAGGUGACAGGGAGCAGGUUACCAGGGAACAAAUCAAUGAUCUCGAGACCAAGAGCAACACGUUACAAAUACAUCUUAAUGAAAUGUUAAAGCAAAAUAAAGACCUCAAAAGUACAUCCUCACUUAUGGAGCGUAAAGUGGAUGAACUGACAGAAGAAAAUGGUGUACUUUCCUCCCAGGAGCUCCUGACUGAACAGAUUCAGAUCCUCCAGGGAAAGAUUUCCUGUUUGGAGGAUGAAAUAAGCAGGGCCACUAAGGAAGAAGUAGGAGAGAAUAUGGGGCCUGUAAUGGAGGCUGAGCAGGAAAUUCAACUUAAGCAAGAUUUACUGGCUAAAACCCAACAAGAGAAUAUCCAGCAAAGGGAAGGACUCCAACAGCAGGUCACAACCUGUGAAGAGGAGGUUCAGAAGCUAAAUGCAGAGAUACAGGUCAAAAAUGAGCAGCUUGUUAUGCUAAAGAAUGAGAGUUCUCAACAGGCUGAAUUGCUGGAGCAAGAGAUUAAAGGUCUAAAAGGCCAAGUAGAAAGUCUGAAUGACUCUCUCAGAAAGGCUGAGGAUCAAGUUCACACCCAGCUAGUUAUGCUUAAAAAGCAGGAGCAGGAGAGUGCUCAAAAGAAGGAGCUGUUGGACCAAAAACUGUCUGCUUCUGAAGACAGGGUAAGGAGCAUGAAGGAGGAGAUCCAAGCUAAAGAAGAACAAAUGAAUGUGUUAAAAAAUCAAAGUUCAGAGCAGUCAGAACUGCUUCAUCAAGAGAUCUGUGAUUUAAAGAAACAAGUGGAGUGUCUUAGUUCCUCACUGAGGUCUGCUGAGGACAAUUUGCAAUCACAGGAAAAUCUGUUUGCCAAACAGCAAUUGCAGAACACUGAGCAGAUGGAGGCACUCCAGGCGCAGUUAGUUGUGUCUGAAGAUGAGGUGAAGAAGCUAAACGCAGAGAUUCAUGCCAAGGAGGAACGGUUGGUUCAGCUAAAGACUGAGACUUCUGCAGACUCUGAAUUGCUACAGCAGGAGAUUGAGGGCCUGAAUAAACAAAUACAAAGCAUGAGCAAUUCUCUUGAUGUCGCCAAAGACCAGGUUCAAGCUAAAGAAUAUUUGAUUUCCAAGCAGGAGCAGGAAAGCACUUUGGAGAUUGAGGCACUUAGAAAUCACAGUGCAGUCCUUGAAAAGGAGUUAAAUCGGCUGAGGGAGGAGAUCCAAACUAAAGAACAUGAGGUAGACAUAUUAAAGGUUGAGAACUGCAAGGAGUCAGAAGUGCUACAAAAUGAGAUCCAGAAUCUAAAGAAUCAAGUGGAAAGUUUGGGUGAAUCACUGAAGGCUGCAACAGAGCAGGUUCAGGCUAAAGAAAAUCUGCUGAUUCAAAAAGAAUUGGAGAUUUCUCAGGAAAAGGAUACACAUCAAAACAUGCUGACAAAAACUGAGGAGGAGAUGAAAGGGCUUAGGGAACACAUCCAGGCUAAAGAGGAACAACUAGUCACACUAAAGAAAGAGGGCUCCUCACAUUCUGACAUGCUACAGCAAGAGAUCAGAUGUCUAAAAAACCAACUAGAUAACAUGGUUGACUCUCUCACAAAGGCUGAGGAGAAGGUUCAGACCCAGCUAGUUAUGCUUAACAAGCAGGAACAGGAGAGUGCUCAACAGAAGGAGCUUCUGCAGCAACAGCUGUCUCAUUCUGAGGAUCAGGUCAGGAGCAUGAGGGAGGAAAUCCAAGCUAAAGAGGAACAGAUGAUACUGCUGAGGACUGACAGCUCAGAGCAGUCGGAUUUGCUAAAUCAAGAACUCCAAGGUUUGAAGGAACAGGUGGAGACUCUUGGUUCCUCACUGAGGAAGGCUGAGGAAGAUAUGCAGUCCAAGGAAGAUGUGUUGACUCAAUGUGAAGAAGAGAUUCAAAAACUCAAAGAAUCUCAGAGUAACAAAGAAAGCCUCCUCUUCAAGGCUGAAGAGAAGCUUCAGAUCUUCCAGACAGAGUUGUCUGCUGUCAACACACUCAUAGCUGAUAAAGACCAAAAUCUCGACAUUCUCAGAGAGGAGGUCACUGCCCAAGCUUACUUGGUACAAAAGGCUAAAGAGGAAGCUGAAGCCAAUGAGAAAAUUCUGGCUGAGAUAAAGGAGGAGAGCUCCAAACAGACAGAUGUUCUUCAACAUGAGAUCCAGGAUCUGAAAGGGGAAGUGAAUAACAUAUCUCUGAAACUUCUGGCUAAGGAGCAGAUGUUAUUUAAAACUCGACAGGAGUCCACUGAGCAGAUAGACCUCCUCCAGCAGCAGCUCGUCUCAGUAAAUGCAGAGCUGAACCAACACAAAGAGAGACAUGCUGCAGAGCUCAGACUGAAAGAGGAUGUGCACGAGCUGCAGGUUGUCACUCUUAGGGAAAAAGAGGCUCUUGUUCAGGAAAAAGAGGUACUCAUGGCCAGGAUACAUCAGGCGGAAAAGGGUCAGAAAUCUCUCGAAAAACAGCUUGAAGACAUGGCCCUUGAGAAGGAGAGACUUGCUCAAGCCAAGCAGGCCAUAGAGAGAGAGAACACAGCCUCCUGUAAACUGGAAUCUGUGCUAAAGCAGGAACUGAAAACAUUGAAGAGAGAAAGAGAGAAGGAGAAAAUCUUGAAAGAGAAUGAAAAAACUGAAGAAAUUGAGAUGCUGAAGAGAGACCUACAGCAACAGCUCUCAUCUAAAUCAGAGGCAGCAGAACACUACAAGGGACAGAUGGAGAAAGCAAUGAGUCAUUACAAUGCCAAGAAGCAGCUUCUCCAGGGAAGCCAACAGGAGGUGGCUGAACUCAAGCAUUCCUUAGAAGUUAAAGAGAGUGAAGUAAACGCUAUUACCACGGAGAAUAAGCUACUUCAACGGGAUUUGGAGAAGGCCCAAACCAGUGAGAAAAAACUUUUGAACACAGUGGCCAAUUUGAAGGCGCAGCUGGCCAAUGCUGACCAUAUCCUGCGGGUACAGAAUAAGAUUCAUAGUAAUGAAGGAAGUGCAACAGACUUGUGUCACUUGGACAUUCCCAACACACGCUCAAGUAUUCAGAUGAGGGUGAAGAGGACUAUGAGCUCUGAUAGCCUGGACCAGAGCUCUCUGGAAGACUCUUUGAACAACACAAGGAAACUUUCAGCACCUGAUGAAUCAAGCACACCACUUGUUCGCAGUUCAGAGCGCUUGGCAGCCAAACGUCGGGGUCUACAGGCGGAUUCAUUGGAAACACUGUAUUUCACACCAAUAAACACUAGACAGAUUAACAGGACCAGUACAGACAACAAAAUGGAACUGGAUUCAGCCCGGAACAAUCCAAGUUCAUCUGUCAAACGGCGCAGGACCACGCAGGUUAUAAACAUCACUCUGACCAAGAAAACCCCAGGCUGCAAUGAAGGUGAUGACACUUUCUACAGUCUGGUCUCAGCUCGCUCCCACCCAAACCUCUCCAGUGCUCACUCUGCACGACCCGUGUCUAUGGAGCUGUUUGACACACCUGCCAGAAUGACGGGAGCUGCCAGCGAUCAACUCAUUGGUCUUCCAGGGUUCAGACGGAGCACAAUCAAUUCACAGACCACUAGUACAUUUUGUGUGGGGGCAGAGAAUGAGCCAGAGGGAGCGCCUGAAGAUUGGAUGAGGAUUGCUGAGCUCCAGAGCAGGAAUAAGGCCUGUCUUCCUCAUCUAAAGAGCAGCUACCCUGUGGAGUCUGAGACUGGCCGUGGCGGUGCAUUCAUUUUCACAGAUGAAGAACUACGUACAGGUGACCCAUCUGACACAAUCCGUCGGGCGUCCAUGAUGCCUGGGCAGCUGCAAGACUCUCUCGUUUCCCACCGGCACUCUCUCAUGAUGGGACCGUCAGGUGCUGCAGCCAAUACUCGUUCUCGUCUGUCCUUGAUGCCCGGCCAGCUGCCAUCAAAGACAAUCAGCUCCUCUCAGCUGAGAAGCCCGAAAGGCACAAAGCGGUCUUCAUCUACAUUGUCUGUACAUAACACUUCGCCUGAGAAAAAGAUGAAGGCCAGCUGCUUCCCCCUAACCCCCAAAAACAAGAAUGUGAACAGUGGUCCUUCCAGAUCUCAGCUUCACCCUGCCCUCAGUCCAGCUGAGCGGAGGCAGUCUAUGAUGUUCACUGUUGAGAACACCCCUAAAGCCAACAACUACCUGAAGAAGGGGCUGAACAAACUACGCAGCUCCACCAGAAAAUCCCCAGGAAAAAGUUCAAAGUCGCCUGCUCAGAAAAGUGCGCGCAAGUACCAAGAAAACAUACCUUCAGGAAAUCCUCACACUAGAGUGGGACGAGCAGGCAGAGUUACUAAAGGACAGAAAUCUCCACAAACCACCAGCAGGACUGCAAAGUCUCCUGGACUGACUGCUAGUGCUCGCAAGAUGAUAAUGAGGAAGAUGAAGGUGUGAGGACAGUUCUACUUGAUCAUACUUCCUUAUUUUUUGUUGUUGUCCUUCAG
This is a messenger RNA of Seriola dumerili (greater amberjack), 5048 nucleotides long. It is a transcript of the gene numa1, whose product is annotated as nuclear mitotic apparatus protein 1. Gene Ontology annotation, cellular component: centrosome; spindle microtubule; spindle pole. The record is from RefSeq and is a predicted model, not a curated record. Gene Ontology annotation, biological process: establishment of mitotic spindle orientation. Gene Ontology annotation, molecular function: microtubule binding. Lineage: Eukaryota; Metazoa; Chordata; Actinopteri; Carangiformes; Carangidae.